AUGGCCAAGAUUGGCGAUCAAGAGAAUAAGGUUAAGCCGGCUCAGGUCAGCUAUGAGGUUAAAGUUGAAAUUCCUGACGACGAUGAUAACUCUCGAUUCAGUUGGGGCAAAUUGUGGAGGUUCACUGGACCAGGAUUCCUCAUGAGUAUCGCUUAUUUAGACCCCGGAAAUAUAGAAGGUGAUCUUCAAGCUGGCGCUGUAGCACAAUACAAGUUGAUAUGGGUACUUCUACUUGCUCACAUUCUCGGGUUGUUACUUCAAAGAUUAGCUGCUAGAAUUGGGGUUGUGACUGGAAAGCAUAUGGCUGAGAUCGCUCAUGGAUAUUAUCCACGUGUGCCUCGAUUGAUUCUCUGGAUUAUGGUUGAGAUAGCUAUUAUUGGAUCAGAUAUGCAGGAAGUUAUUGGUACAGCUAUAUCCUUAUAUCUUCUCUCUAAUACGAAAAUUCCAUUAUGGGCCGGUGUACUGAUCACCAUCAGUGAUACAUUCACUUUCUUGUUUUUGGAACGGUAUGGAAUCCGAAAAUUUGAAGGAUUCUUCUGUUUCUUAAUCUCUCUUAUGGCUAUAGCCUUCGGUUUCGAGUUCGUCAAAUCAGCCCCACCAGCGGGUCCACUAUUCGAGGGAAUGGUUCUACCCUGGUGUACUCAUUGCGAUUCUAAUCAGUUAAUGCAAGUUGUAUCUAUUAUUGGAGCUGUUAUCAUGCCCCAUAACUUCUACUUACAUUCCGCUCUUGUAAAAAGCAGAUCCGUAGAUAGAAAAAAAACCAAAAAGAUCAGCGAAGCCAACUUCUACUUCUUCAUCGAGUCCGCAAUCGCUCUUUUCUGUUCAUACUGGAUCAACUUCCUUGUCAUUGCUGUUUUUGCUAACGGACUUUACGGAAAGACCAACGCUGACGUGCUUAACACUUGUCAAAAUACCCACAACGGAAUGCCCAACUUCUACAAGAGUGUAUACUCGAACGAUACGCAAGAAGCCACUGCUGACAUCUAUCACGCUGGAAUAUUCUUAGGAUGCACUUUCGGUGUAGCUGCUUUAUACAUUUGGGCUAUCGGAAUCAUGGCGGCUGGACAGUCUUCAACAAUGACUGGAACCUAUGCAGGACAAUUCGCCAUGGAGGGUUUCGUUCAAAUCAAGAUUUCAACAUGGAAGAGAGUUCUGAUCACUAGAACCUUAGCUAUCGCUCCCACUUUAGUUGUAACCAUAUUUAGUAGAGGAAUUGAUAGUAUUUCUGGUUUGAAUAAUACUUUGAACUGUGUACAGAUGGUUCAAUUGCCGUUUGCUGUAAUACCAGCUCUGACGUUCGUUUCUGAUCGCCGACUCAUGCAAGAUUUCAGAUGUGAUAGUUAUCAGAAGAUAGGUGCCAUCAUAGCCUCUCUCGUUAUUUUAAUAAUCAACUUCUUCUUCUUCUUCCAAACAAUUAAUGAUACUUUUGGAUUCACGGCGUUAUCCAUUCCGUUGACUCUUGUCUUCGUCAUCGUAUAUCUUACAGCUAUUCUUUAUCUCUUCUACUACUGCCUAGUUGCUAUGGAAUACAUUUCUCCCUGGAAUGUGUCCUGGCUGCCAUCACCAAAAUAUGAACAAUUUGAUACUCCUUGGGUUGACGAGCAUAAACCAGCUAUCACUUCAUCACAGUUUGAUGAAAAUUCUGAUAAACCACAAAGCUAUUAA
Molecule: messenger RNA, 1665 nt
Organism: Auanema sp. JU1783
Lineage: Eukaryota; Metazoa; Nematoda; Chromadorea; Rhabditida; Rhabditidae
Source: the annotation of a GenBank genome assembly